Messenger RNA from Scophthalmus maximus (turbot), 1888 nucleotides. RefSeq lists its product as uncharacterized. The record is from RefSeq and is a predicted model, not a curated record. Bases 190 to 684 code for a protein of 164 amino acids. NCBI's taxonomy places the organism in Eukaryota, Metazoa, Chordata, Actinopteri, Pleuronectiformes, Scophthalmidae. The transcript is spliced from 4 exons.
CAAACGCAGCCCCCCCCCCACCCCCACCCACCGCCCCCUCAUCCUCAUCAUCAGCACGCCCACAACAGAAACCGCUCUCUGCACCAGUGCGUUUGUCCUCCCGGUGCCACACCUGACCAGCGCCGUCUCCGGACCGAAGGUUUAUUCCGUGGUUUCUGUCUCGACUUCCUUUCUGCCCCACCGGCUCCGAUGUCUCCCUUCGAGGAUAUUCCUGUUCUAGAGAUUUUCCUGGGCAUCCUGGGCUUCGGCCUCUCCAUCAUGUUCUGCACCACCUUCUGCAGGGUGUGCAGCCGCAUGCGCGAGGAGCAGAUCGAGCGGGAGGUGUGGCGGCGCAGUGAGCAGGACGGCCGUCCGCCGUCCAUCUAUUUCAUCCCCUUCCCCGGCAGCGUGUCGUCGCAGCAGGACGGCGAGGACGUCCGGGCGCCUCGGUACAGCCAGGAGCUCCACACGCCCCCACACUACAGCACCGUCUUCAGCGGGCCGCCGCCUUCCUACACCGAGUUGGGAGUUAAACCCGAGGAUCUCCCCCCCGCGUACACGGAGCAAAGCGUUCCCGCGUUUCCAAUGGCGCCCCAACCUCACACGGACACGGUACAGUCGCAGGCUCGGUCACAAGCCCCGAGCCGGGACCCUCUCCAGCUCGCCCGCGCGGAGGUCAUCGAGGACAGUCGAUUGUUGCACUGAACCAUGGACUUUGAGUGAGCUGGUAACUGGAGUUUACGAUAUGCCAAAGGAACCUUUUGUUUGAUCGUGGCAGUGAAUGUGAGUAUGGCACAGAGACGACGAGAAGCCGCGGAGGUGACACCAGGGUUAAAGCUGCAGUUGCGUCAUCCGAGCGACUGAAACACUUUGGACCCUGGAAGUAGGUUUUUAUCCCCCACGUAUGAUGAAUGUCAAAACGAGUCUGUGUGUCAUUUACUCCGGUGGUGUUGUAACAGCCACCUCGGAGGGUUGUGUGUUUAGUCCGGUUGAUUUUCAUUACUUGUAUGUUUGUUGUUGUUGUUGUUGUUUUUUCCCCCCACAGAAUAUCUUUAAAAAAAAAAACUACUGAACAGGCAUUAAUGAAAUUUUGUGUCAAUCCAGGUGCCGAUCCAAAUCCAGUGGUGCCACCAUGUGGCCAUUUAUGGAGCGUGGAUCACGAGGAGUUAGUGCAAUUUUUUUAAGAUUUAGGUAUUUUAAUUGCAUGGAAACACAGAUUUGACAUAAACCAACUAAAAAGCCUAAUGUGAGGCAUAUUUGUCAGUCAAACAAGGAAGUCUUAAAUGUAUGUAAUUGUUCUAAUGAACCCAAUGUUGUUGUUUUUUAAAUACACUAAUUUUUUAAAAUACUUAUUUAUAAUCAAUAAAUCCAAUUUGUUUCAAACUCUUAAGACUAUUUGCUUGACAUCACAUUAGGUUUAUUAGGUUGUUAAUGUUAAGUCGCUGUAAUCCAAAUGGAUGGAGGUUUAAUAUGCAGUUGAAAUAAAUAAAUCAUAAAUUAGGGCCCAAACAGUUCUGAGUGUAUUCGAGCCUGCACAGAUAUGCCAUGAAACAUUUUCUCAACUCAUCUACCAACUUAUCCUAUAUUUUCAGAUAGGUGAUAUUGUCAUAAUAUUUCAUACCAGAAAUAUUUUUCAAAUAACUAUACUGUAAAUGCCGUGCUGUAGCUUAACACUGAUUAGUAUUAAUAUUUAGGGCACAACAUACUUAACAUUUGUGAACAAGAGUGAAAUGAAAUGUAUAUUUUGUAAAGGUUCAGUUUACCAGGCUGAAUAACUGUCUCUCCAACAACGACAAACCUUGUUUUGCAUUACAGAAGUACCAAUAUGAGAUCUCUCACUCAGUUCUGUUGUUGAUCUUCUUCCCUCUUUUUUUUUUAGACUUGCAGGAUUAAAGGGGGGUUUCAGUUA